ACAAGACCCAACCAAGUUGCCCAGAGGGAGCAAGCAGAGCGGCACAGUCUCACUUUGCAGCCCCGGUGUCGUCUUACGUGCGUGACCGCCUCGUGAAGCCUGAAGUCAGGGACCGACGCGCCGCGAUGGACCGAUCUGCUACAGUGGAGCACUAUAAGGCGGCCAUGUUGCUGAGUGGUGCUGGUGAUGCUCUUGGGUAUAGGAACCAGCUGUGGGAGUACAAUGAGUCUGGACCAGCCAUUCACCAGGAGCUGAAGGAGCUUGGUGGCCUGAAGAGCAUCAAGGCAGAGCUCCCCGACUGGCCGGUGAGUGACGACACAGUUCUGCAUCUGGCCACGGCUGAAGGACUGGCGACUGGAAAGAUGGGGGAGGAGCUCCUGCACGAGGUGGCUGCUCGAUAUGUGAAGGGGAUGAAAGACAUGGACGGGAGGAAACCGGGGCCUUCAAGCAUUCUGGGCGUUUCCCUGUUGAAGCCAGGGGAGGAAGAGGGCUUCAGAGUUCCCUAUAACUCAGAGGGGACGGGUUGUGGAGCAGCCAUGAGGUCCAUGUGCAUUGGCCUCAGGUAUCCGAAGCCUGACCAGCUGUUGUCAUUGGUGGCGGUUGCCGUGGAGACAGGAAGGAUGACCCAUCCUCACCCCACUGGAUUUCUGGGAGCCGUCGCGGCAGCCCUCUUCACCUCUUACGCCGUGCAGCGCAGGCCAAUCACCACUUGGGGUCUAAGCCUGGUCAACGAGGCCUGUCCAAUAGCAAAGACCUUUGUUCGGGGCCGAGGCUUUGCCGUAGAGGAGGCGGAGAGAGACUGGGGCUACUUCUGUGACAAGUGGCAGUGGUACCUAGACUUGAGGGGCAUCUCCAAUGGGGUCGGCCCCGUGAUCUGGCCCUCCUCCUACGACCCAGCUGGGAGAGACUCGGCCUAUAAGACAUUCAGCCUGUCGGGCUGGGCGGGACGCAGCGGCCACGAUGCUCCAAUGAUAGCCCUCGACGCCCUGCUAGGCGCGGGUUCAGACUGGGAGGAGCUGAUGAGCAGAGCAGGUUUCCAUGGAGGUGACAGUGACAGCACAGCGGUGAUUGCCUGCUGCUGCUGGGGUCUCCUCUAUGGCAGACAGGGGGUCCCUGAAGGCAACUACUCCAACCUGGAGUACAGGGAGCGGCUGGAGCGAAGCGCCGAGCAGCUCUACGCCCUGUCACACUGAGGUCACCGCAGCCUGUCUCCCAACUGCUUGCCCUGAGGGGGGAAAAUGGGCCACACUUUGACACAUUGACGUAGGGAAUAGCUGUCGUGCUCAGUAAUGCAUCGAUCCAGUGAUGUCACUGAGCCACAAAGUGUGGUGUCAUACUUGCCUGAAGGGGAAGUUAGUGUCCCACUGACCUUAAGUCAUUUCAUUUCUGCCACAAAGGCCAGUGCGCCUCAUGUCCCUGGCACCGAGGUUGGUGUAUAAAGAGUGGUCCCCCUGGUGACUGUAUUAAAUGAACGUGCAGGCUUGUACCACUAAGCGGAACGAAUCCAAGCUAAUGAGAAUGUGAAGAGAAUACAAAAGUCCCCCAGGAGGUAAUUACAUUGUUCUGUCAGCUUGACAUAAUAGCAAAUGCUUAGUGAGCUUCAAAUUAAGUGUGCUUUUGUUAUCGCCCAAUGAAAAAUAUAUUUCUAUGUCUCAUUAUAGUUGUUAACUGGUACUUCAUGCGGUGAAGAGCACGACUGUAACUGCAGCACUGCAGACAUGCACAGUAAUUGAGGAAAUAAAUUCAACAAACAAA
Messenger RNA from Scophthalmus maximus (turbot), 1755 nucleotides. RefSeq names its product ADP-ribosylarginine hydrolase (gene adprh). Bases 126 to 1193 code for a protein of 355 amino acids. Lineage: Eukaryota; Metazoa; Chordata; Actinopteri; Pleuronectiformes; Scophthalmidae. The transcript has 8 exons. The record is from RefSeq and is a predicted model, not a curated record.